Ziziphus jujuba (common jujube) is the source of this 504-nucleotide messenger RNA. Its product is annotated as mitochondrial import inner membrane translocase subunit Tim13. Lineage: Eukaryota; Viridiplantae; Streptophyta; Magnoliopsida; Rosales; Rhamnaceae. The coding region runs from base 89 to 358 and encodes 89 amino acids. The transcript has 2 exons. The record is from RefSeq and is a predicted model, not a curated record.
ACUGUUGUAGUUGGAGAAGGAGUGGUGUGGCUGUGACCUGUGAGUGGGAGGUAGAAAGAGAAAGAGGAAGAGAGCGCAGCGCAAAACGAUGGAUUUUUCAUCGCCAUCGAGUGGAUCCUCUUCUUCGAGCCAAUUCAACGCAGACGUUUUCAAGGACCAGCUCAAGAACCAGCUUGCCCAGGCUUAUGCCGAGGAGUUCCUUGAGACCCUAAGAGCGAAGUGUUUUGAUAAGUGCAUCACAAAACCAGGAUCAAGCUUGAGUGGAAGCGAGGGCAGCUGCAUCUCUAGAUGUAUGGAUCGCUAUGUUGAAGCCACUGGCAUCAUUAGUAGAGCUCUAUUUAGUGGUCCACCACAAUGAAAUUUUUGGGGUAACACUUGCUUGAAAAACUCAAUAGUUUCUUUUUUUAUCUGAGGAAAAACACACCUGGAAGUAGGGAUUAUGUUUGUUUUGUAUUGGUACCCUGAAUCUUUAUUAGUGGGGAUAUAAUUGUUUUUUUUUUUUUU